UCUGCAUAUGUCAUAAAAGAAAAAAAAAAUGAUAACGUUAACAUAAAAAUUCUAUUUGUUUACUGCAAAAACAGAAAAAAUCACCACAAAAAUCCACAAAAUCAAAUGUUAAAUUAAUAUUUUUUCAAUUCAAAAUCAAUAAAUAAAAUCUUAAACAUGGAGAUGGCUAAAUCAAUUUUUGGUUCCCGUGACCAUGACGGCUAUGUUGGUCGAGAAGAACAUGCUAAAAAACUCCAAUUCAAUUAUUCUGAAGAAGACAACGAUUUACCUGAUUUAAUUGAUGAAUUAAGUGUUGUCGAUGGCUUGCGACCGAAUCCCGGAGGACCUUUCUCCGCACUCACUCCAUCGAUGUGGCCACAAGAAAUCCUCGCCAAGCUGGGCCAGCCAGAAUGUGAAGCUGGACCUAACGACCAGCCGGACUAUCGCUUUGACGAGUUCGGUUUCAGAGUGGAAGAAGAGGACGGUCCCGAACAGAGUUCAAAGAAAUUACUUGGCAUUCCAUUUGUUGAGAAUGCAGAACAAAGAAAACAAUGGAUUGCUCACUUGGAAUUUUCCCACAAUAAAGAAGCUUGUGAAUUGACGUGGGAAAAUGUCGACGUUGUUCUGCCUCGAACAGAAAAACUGCGACAAAUGGUCCGCGAUGGAAUUCCUCAUUCUUUACGUCCACAAAUGUGGAUGAGGCUCUCUGGAGCCUUGCAAAAGAAAUUAAAAACCGAGACAUCCUAUCAAGAGAUCAUCAAAGCUUCUGGCAAUGACGCCCUUAUGACAUCCAAACAGAUUGAAAAAGAUUUGCUGCGGAUUCUUCCCACCAAUGCGUGUUUCAGCAAUCCUCAUGGAACUGGGAUUCCCAGAUUACGGCGAAUUCUGCGAGGCAUCGCCUGGCUUUUUCCCGACAUUGGUUAUUGCCAGGGAACAGGAGUUAUUGCUGCCUGCUUGCUUCUGUUUAUGGAAGAGGAAAACGCUUUCUGGAUGAUGGCGACGAUUGUGGAAGAUCUUCUUCCAGCAUCGUACUAUUCGUCUACUCUUUUAGGAAUCCAGGCCGACCAGCGGGUGAUGCAAACACUAAUCGCCAAUUACCUGGCAUCGGUUGAUGAGACUUUGAAAAAACAUGACAUUGAACUUUCGCUCAUAACACUGCACUGGUUUUUGACACUAUUCGCCAAUGUUGUCCAUAUGAAAAUCCUCGUCCGGAUUUGGGAUUGGUUUUUCUAUGAAGGUUCAAUUGUUUUAUUUCAGCUGACACUGGGAAUGUUGCGAAUCAAAACUGAAGAUUUGCAGCAUUUGGAAAAUUCUGCACAAAUCUUCAAUUCAUUGUCAGAUAUUCCUGGAGAAGUUGACGAUGUCGAGGUGCUAUUUGCCAAUGCACUUGAAGUUGGAGGCUCUCUCAGCCAGACUGUAAUCGAUACCCAUCGUCGGCGUCAUUUAGCCUACCUUAUGGCCGAUCAAGGGGGCUUGGUUGGUAAUCCGGAGGCAGUUCCAAAUCUACCAAAACAACAGCUCGCAAGACGACAGGUUAAACGAACCAAGUCUAUGUUUCAAACUUUGCUGUUUCGAGGUGGUGAAGACAACGAACCUGAUGAGCUCAAGAACAAAAACAUUCGGCAGACGGAAAUCCUGGUCGAUCUGCGUGAAGCUAUUUUAAAAGUAGCUCGUCAUUUUCUUACCAUCGAGCCGAAAUUACAAGCGCACAUACGUCUAACUGCCGAGUACAGCAGCGACAGUCAUGCCAAGGAUCAUGAAAACUUUAUAAAUGUCGCAAGAACCCGCAAACGACGGGCUAAAGCUCUGCAUGACUUUGAAAGGCAUGACGAUGAUGAGUUGGGAUUCCGCAAAAACGACAUCAUUACAAUCAUCAGCCAGAAGGACGAGCAUUGUUGGGUGGGAGAGCUAAACGGUUUGCGAGGUUGGUUUCCGGCAAAGUUUGUUGAACUACUUGAUGAACGCAGCAAACAGUAUACCUCAGCGGGUGAUGAUGCGAUAUCAGAAACUGUCACGGACCUGGUGAGAGGCACCCUUGCACCAGCAAUAAAGCAAGUCCUUGAGCAUGGCAUGAAGAGGCCAACAUUUCUCGGUGGACCUUGUCAUCCGUGGUUGUUUAUAGAAGAAGCUGCCACCCGUGAGGUGGAGAAAGAUUUCGAUUCUGUCUACAGCCGAUUGGUGCUAUGUAAAACCUAUCGAUUGGAUGAGGACGGCAAAGUCCUCACCCCUGAAGAGCUACUAUAUCGAUGCGUUCAAGCUGUCAAUCAAAGCCAUGAUGAUGCUCACGCUCAGAUGGACGUUAAGUUGCGUAGUCUCAUUUGCUUGGGUCUCAAUGAACAGGUUUUACAUUUAUGGCUGGAGGUGCUAUGUUCUUGUGUGGAAAUCGUCCAAAAAUGGUAUCACACUUGGAGUUUUGUUUAUUCGCCCGGUUGGGUGCAGAUAAAAUGCGAACUAAGAAUUCUUUCGCAAUUUGCAUUUAACUUGAAUCCGGAUUGGGAGUUGCCACCAAAGCGAGGUAAGGAAAGCCAACCGCUGAAAGAUGGAGUUCGCGAUAUGCUUGUUAAGCAUCAUCUCUUCUCAUGGGACCUAUGAAGGGCUCAAUAGUAAUAGAUGAGCAACAGGUAGACAGCAGGUGAUAGCUUUUUGUUUUAUUAACAUUCCCCUAUUUAAACAAAAAAAAAAUAUUUAACGAAAAACGAAAAAAAAAAUUAUCUAAUUAAUAACUUGUGUGUAUGUAUAUGUGGUUUUUUGAUUCUCAAUUUUUAAUCCCUGUGCCUGUUUGUUUAAUUUUUCUUGCUAAUAACUUAUGACAUAAAUAGCUAUUAAUUGUUAAACUUAUUUAGAAAAAAAAAUAAUAUUUACAUUAGAUUAUUCCGUUAUCUGUAUGAUUGUUGAUAAUAUUUUGCCACUUAACAUUGAGUUUUCUAAAAUUCUAAACUAACUGCAGUCUGUAAUCAAUCAAUUUUGCCCACCUCUUGAUCUCUUAUUUUCCCACAAGAUAGACUAACGACACCAUAAAUAUUUGUCGUAUUUAAGCUUUUGGAUACAAACACUCAUCGGGCUAGUUCGUCUGUGUUCAUCACCUUCAUACAACCAACCCAAUAAUUGUUCAGGUAUAAACGUUUUCAUGAUGAUAUUCGAGUUACGGCAAACAAAAAAAGAAAUACUUUAUCGUCUGCAAUUUUAGUGAUUAUUGAAUUUACGGAAAUCAAACCAUCGUCGAAACGAUAUCGUUUAUGGAUAAUUGAGUAACGUAAUGACCCCCCAAACAUUGGCAAGGACUUCUGAGUAUCAUUGUCAUGAAAAAUUGUAUCUCUUCUUUGGACUAGGCUGUAAAUUUAAGGCCUUUUCCAUCCUGCAAAUUAAUUACCCGCACCCAAAAAUGGUUGAGAUUUGUAUGUCACUAAGCCUUACUCCUUCAUUAGGAUCGUCGUUCCACAAAUGUAUUUAUGAAAAUAAAUGAAAACUGCAUUGUGUCUGUUUUCGUUUCCCAUAUUAUAAUAAAAAAAAAUGUGCCAUAAACUGGGUUUUAAGAAAAUAUAACUUCGGUCUUUAAUGAAAAAUAAAUGUAGUGCUCUAAUCUACAGUUACAGAUGUACGAUAGCAAUAAAAUCCAUGGUAAGACCGAAAACUAAGUUUUUGUUUAAACGACUCCACCAAGUUAAAAAAAUCUAAACACAUAAAAAAGAACGACUCAAUGUAAAGCGCCUGAAGAAUUAGAUCGAAUUUUUUUGAUUUUUUUUUUUAAGCAAAAAGUCUGUUAUUAAAAGUGUUUUUUCAGUGUAAAAAAAUCACAACUACAAACAAAAAUGCCUCCAUCGAAAAACUUUUAUUACGUAGAAUCCUCAAAAUUAAUCAAAAUUUAACUAACUGAUUUUUUCUUUUUUUUAAUACAUCAU
This is a messenger RNA of Episyrphus balteatus (marmalade hoverfly), 3878 nucleotides long. Its product is annotated as small G protein signaling modulator 3 homolog. The record is from RefSeq and is a predicted model, not a curated record. Gene Ontology annotation, molecular function: protein binding. NCBI's taxonomy places the organism in Eukaryota, Metazoa, Arthropoda, Insecta, Diptera, Syrphidae. Bases 157 to 2571 code for a protein of 804 amino acids. The transcript has 2 exons.